Molecule: messenger RNA, 936 nt
Organism: Lasiodiplodia theobromae
Lineage: Eukaryota; Fungi; Ascomycota; Dothideomycetes; Botryosphaeriales; Botryosphaeriaceae
Exons: 4
Coding region: 1-936 (311 amino acids)
Source: RefSeq, a predicted model, not a curated record
AUGGCCAGUUCAACCCUUCCCUGCGCCGGCCCAACCGUCCAACUCCGCCUGCUGGACGGCGGCAGCUUCGUCGCCGAAGAAGACAAGCUGCACGCCGGCGCGCCCAACAACCGCUUCCGCAUGUACGACUGGGCCUUCCACGUCCACCACCCGGCGACGGAUCGGCACGUGUUGUGGGACCUGGGGGUCGAAGGGGACCCGGAGAUGUACUCGACGUGGGUGCAGAAGGUCAUUUUCGGGCUGGUCAAUCCCGUGGGCCCGAGGGUGCCGAUUGAUGAGCAGUUAAGCGGGCAAGGCGUGCCGGCUGAGCGCGUGGAUGCGGUGGUGUUUAGUCAUGCACACUGGGACCAUUGCAGGCCUAUUGCAAAGGUAUUUCCCAAGGCAAAGGGGUACUUCGGCCCCGGUACCAAGGACUUUUGUUCCCCUGGUCACAUGCAAGAUCCGUCAAUGCAGUGGGAUGGCAGGUUCUUCGAUCCUGCGAAUGCGACAGAAAAUUGGGAAGAACUUGCUGGGCCCUGGGCCCCUUUUGGUCCCUUUGAGAAGGCCAUGGAUUUCUUCGGAGAUGGCAGUUUCUACGUGAUCCAAGCCCCGGGCCACAUGCCGGGGAACCUCUGCGCCGCUGCACGCGUGCAGGGAGGCGAUUGGGUCUUGUUGGGCAGUGACUGCUGUCAUUCAAAGAAACUGCUUGAUGGACUAUGCGACUUCGCCGUCUUCGAGAGCCCCACUGGUCAGAAGAUGUGUCUACAGCACGACAUUCCCGCAGCUAAAGAUACCUUGAGAAGGAUCAAGGAAUUUCAGAACAUGGGAGCCCAUGUAGCGCUUGCUCAUGAUGCUGAGUGGAUGAAGGAAGGCUCCAAUCAGGUUCUUAUGACUUUGCUGGGAGAUGAUAUGAAGCGUGCCGCAGUAGAGAGGAUACCCAACGAUGAGCGGCCGUAA